GUCACAACCAGUGCAAGGAGAUCCUUCUUUUCAACUCUAUAAAUAAAAGAGGCUCGAUUAGCUUCGUUUGUACCUUUAGUUGCAUUAUUCUCUGAUUUUUGAGACAGGAAAGUCAUUAAAGUGAAGAAAUAGUAUAAACCAGAAAGAUCAUGGUGAAGAAGAUUGAUAAUGGGCAGGAAGAGCAACCAAUUCCUUUACUAACUCCAUAUAAAAUGGGACCUUUCCAGCUUUCUCAUAGAGUUGUUUUGGCACCUCUGACAAGGCAACGAUCAUAUGGAAAUGUACCACAGCCCCAUGCUGCAUUGUACUACUCUCAAAGAACUACCGAAGGCGGUUUCCUGAUAACUGAAGCCACAGGAGUUUCUGACACAGCCCAAGGGUAUCCAGAUACACCUGGUAUCUGGACAAAGGAACAAGUUGAGGCCUGGAAACCCAUUGUUGAUGCGGUCCAUGCCAAAGGCGGUAUAAUCUUUUGCCAGCUUUGGCAUGUGGGAAGAGUUUCUAAUUAUGGUGCUCAGCCUAAUGGACAGGCUCCAAUCUCAUCUACAGAUAAGGAAAUAACUCCCCACCUUCCAACAAGUACUACUGGUUACGAUAUAAAAUUUUCACCUCCUCGAAGGUUGAGGAAAGAAGAGAUUCCUGAUAUUGUCAACAAUUUUAGGCUUGCUGCACUUAAUGCUAUUGAAGCUGGUUUUGAUGGGGUGGAGAUCCAUGGGGCUCAUGGCUAUCUAAUAGAGCAAUUCUUGAAAGACAAAGCGAAUGACAGAACGGACGAAUAUGGAGGUUCUAUAGAGAACAGGUGCAGAUUUGCUCUGGAAAUAGUUGAAGCUAUUUCCAAUGCAAUAGGGCCUCAUAGAGUUGGGAUAAGGCUGUCACCCUUCACAGAUUUCAUGGAUUGUGCUGAUUCAAAUCCAAAAGCUUUAGGCCUUUACAUGGCUGAAGCCUUGAAUAAAUAUGGGAUUCUGUACUUGCACAUGGUUGAGCCUAGAAUCAGGGUCAAUGAAAACUCUAAACGCCAUGAUGAUAGUCUUUUGCCCAUGAGAAAGGCGUUCAAAGGAACUUUCUUGGCUGCUGGUGGUUAUCUAAGGGAAGAUGGCAAUGAAGCUAUAGCAGAAAAUCGGGCCGAUCUCAUUGUUUACGGACGUUGGUUCUUGUCCAAUCCUGAUUUGCCCAAAAGGUUUGAGUUAAAUGCUCCUCUGACCAAGUAUGACAGAGCUACUUUUUAUAUAUCCGAUCCUGUUAUUGGCUACACUGAUUAUCCAUUUCUGGAGACCACGACUGCCUGAUCCUCCAGAGAUGGAUAUACCUAGGAGUUACUAUACAAAUACUAGUGUUUCCAAUCUUCAUAAUCAAGUUGCAGAUGUAUUCUUGGGCUAUUGCUCAGUUGUAAUUUCUACACUACACCCUGUUUAAGUAGAAGAGAAACUCAAAUGUGGAUUCUCCAAUUCGAGUUUCGUCAGUAGUAAUAAAGACUAUGUACGGCAAUUUUGGAUGUUGCAUUGGCUUCAAAUAAUAAAGUUUCCUUGUAAUUUUGCUUUGCAUGCA
This is a messenger RNA of Coffea eugenioides, 1545 nucleotides long. Its product is annotated as 12-oxophytodienoate reductase 1-like. Bases 150 to 1286 code for a protein of 378 amino acids. NCBI's taxonomy places the organism in Eukaryota, Viridiplantae, Streptophyta, Magnoliopsida, Gentianales, Rubiaceae. Gene Ontology annotation, molecular function: oxidoreductase activity; FMN binding. The record is from RefSeq and is a predicted model, not a curated record. The transcript has 5 exons.